Bradysia coprophila is the source of this 1326-nucleotide messenger RNA. It is a transcript of the gene mRpS22, whose product is annotated as mitochondrial ribosomal protein S22. Gene Ontology annotation, molecular function: structural constituent of ribosome. NCBI's taxonomy places the organism in Eukaryota, Metazoa, Arthropoda, Insecta, Diptera, Sciaridae. Gene Ontology annotation, cellular component: mitochondrial small ribosomal subunit. The record is from RefSeq and is a predicted model, not a curated record.
UAAAAUCUACCCAUUUUUAUCUUAACGCUGCCUCGGGAAAAAGUUGACUGAUUUGCGUAUUCUGAAUUGAAAAUGACACUAUUUCUUAAAUUAAUACACCGAACCCCGUUAAGGACAUCCAGCCAAUUUUAUGCCUCCAUCUGUAAAUGUAGCACAAAUGCUUCGUUCUUGCAAUAUGGCAAGGAUCCUGGUCCAAAGUUUACUGACACGGAAACUCAAAAACUACUGAAAUCGAUAACCCGUCCUCAGUUGAGCAAGAUAUUCAGAAAACAACCGAGAGAAGUCAAUGUCGUUGAUCACAAAAUGAUGACCACUGAACAAAUCGAAGAACAACUAAAAGCUUCCAUUGAGAAGGCUGAGCAUCUACUACAGAUGCCGCCUAUUGUCAAGAUCCAGCAAGAGUACACCAAAGUAAUAUCGAAAGAUCCGGGAAUUGACUCAUUCAGUGCGAGCAAGUACGUAAUCACCGACAUCACAUACGGUAUCGAUGACUCUGAGCGUAUGAUUGUCGUGAGGCAAGUCGACGGAACGUUGGAAUAUGCUGAUGCAGCGAUUCGUAAACGGAUCAAUCAAAUCUAUUUUCCUCAGCAAGGUCGGAAAAUUCGAUUGCCGCGUAUGUUCGAACCGGAUAAUUUGAAACGCUGUCUCGACCGACACGCAUACGAAUUUGUAUUGGAUCGAAUGUGUGUACAAUUCGAACCCUACGAGCAAGAGUUCCACGAUAUAUCGAGUCAAGUGUUCCAGCAUAUCAACAGCACCAAGCAAUUUGAUAUUCUUCGAUCGACUAGACACUUCGGACCGAUGAGCUUCUUUCUCGCUUGGCAUAAACUGAUUGACGAUUUGGUGAUUGAAAUGGUCGAACGAGACUUUCUACAAAAUGCCGUUGAACUCAUUUGCUUGAUGUACAAUUUGAAUGGCAUUCAGUACGACAAAGCCAUUCUGGACGAACUAGAUCAAAUCAGCCAUUCUAAUAAAUUGGAAAAUGUAGAUGCAUUUUCUAUUGCGAAAGCUGGUUUGGUGCAGGAUUUGAACGAAACGGUUGGAAAGUCUGCCGAGCAGUUCAAAACGGACGAGAUUUGCUACAAAUUUAUUGAUAAUUUUUGCCAGUCGCAUGGCAUCAAGAAGAGUCAGAUUAGCCUGUGCCUACAAUUGUACAAAGAUAGUAACGAGGAGAAGAAACGAUUGCUGGAAGGUUUGAAGAAGGCGCACGGUAUUGUUAGUUAAGAGUGUGCCGUUUUUAUUUUAGAAUUAACAUCGUAAAUUGGAGGUAAGAAAAUGAAAAAUCAGUUUUUUUUCCUAUUAAAGCAACUGAAUGUUUAUUUGGAA